This is a messenger RNA of Saccostrea echinata, 1663 nucleotides long. RefSeq lists its product as uncharacterized. The coding region runs from base 247 to 738 and encodes 163 amino acids. NCBI's taxonomy places the organism in Eukaryota, Metazoa, Mollusca, Bivalvia, Ostreida, Ostreidae. The transcript is spliced from 4 exons. The record is from RefSeq and is a predicted model, not a curated record.
ACGUAGACCCGUUGUCUUUGGCUUUUAAACCUUUGCAUUAAAAAAACUGAUACUUAGUUGUGCUGGAUUUUCAUUGGACGUGUGAAAAAGUCGGAAGAAAAAAAAGUUAUAUUUUCAACAUUUGUGACACUUCAAAUUACAACUAAACUAACGGUUUCAAUUUUGGAGCCUCAGAAAAACCGCAAUAAGCUUCAGACCCGGAUGUUUGGCGAAGACGUAGUUUGGUGAUCUUCAGAUUUAAACAAAAUGAGAUUUUAUUUGAUUUCCUUUCUGCUGUACUUGUGGACAUUAUUCUUCCCUGUUGAUAGCUGGUGGUUUGUGAGUAGCGGGAACGACAAAGGAUGUCCAAGAAGAGGUAGUGCUAGUCCAUUCUACUUUGGUGUUACAGACCUCUCAUGCUUGAACGGCAAAAAGAAAAGAAGCGCACCCGCAAGAGGAGUAUGGGACUAUACCCAUCGUUUUAUCUACUACAGAGGGUACUAUUUUGAAUUUUUUGUUGGGUCCUUUACAAGGAUUGGAAGUAGUCGUCUUGCUGGAUCAAGGUGCAGAGGAGGAAUAGAAAGAUCUCCAGCUGGAUACAGCUAUCUAAGUUUGGAUUGUAUCAAACGUUGUGCUAGGCGAUAUCGAUAUAAGUACGGCCUGUACAACGUCGUUUUGAACAACUGUCACAACUUCGCUAACAGAAUGUCCGAGGUUUUGUGCAGAAGAGGUUACCAGUGCCCGUCAUGGUGCAAUUAAAUUCAAGCCCGAGAUAAGAUGAUCAGAUAAGCAAAUCUGAUAUGAAAAAACUGUUCUUAUAUGCUUUAAAAGACAUUGGUCUGUUUAUAAAAUAAAUGUAACAUAUAGCACAGAUUAAUACGCUUAUAACGAAGUGCAAGGAACGAACAAUUUGGCUUCGUUCUAAGCAUAAUUCAUUAUAUCUAUAUAUUAAGUUAACGAUAUGUGUUGAAGUAAGUCUUGGGAAACGAAAAUCACUUCGUUAUAAGCGUCAAUUCAUCAUAAUCGUGUUCGCUAUAAGCGCGUUUUACUGUAUUAAAGAGAAGGAUUUUAAGGAAUUAAAAUUCAGAAAAAAAGGGGGCUGAAGAAUUUCUUACUGUUUCAAUCUUAUAUAUGUUUCCAUAAAUGUAACUUACUUUCUUUUUUCUCUGUGUACUAAGAACCACUCAGAUGAUGGUUACAUCUGGUGCUAUGUAAUUCUAAAUAUUAAAUAAUAAAACUUUUUUUUCAGAAUUUAAAUAUUUUAAUGUAUAUUUCACUUGCUCUAUUCGAUUUAUUCAGAUCUAUAAUUAUAGACAAAUGAUGAGUGAAGGGGUUAUAAUGAUUUUUCGUAUCAUCUGUAGCUUAUAAUGCAUACAUUCCCUGUUACUGAAAAGUGAUGAGAGUAACUUGAAUUUCGAUACUUUAAUAAACUUUCUACUUGUAUAAUAUUUAGUUAUAUAGUGGAAAUUCAAUGUUUCGUAUUUGAAUAUGGAAUUUAUUCUUUUCUGCAUUCACCGGUUGCAUUCAUUUGUAUAAUAAAACUUUCUCCAAAUUAAAUGGAACUUCGAUUCUAUAUCUUCAAUUAACUAACGGGCGUCAUGGAAUGUGUCUGUAUUGCUUAUGUUGUUCAAAAUACCAUUUUCAUUGAAAAACGCUGUUCAUUUCUAAAAUAAAUCUUUAAAAA